Molecule: messenger RNA, 1579 nt
Organism: Mercurialis annua (annual mercury)
Lineage: Eukaryota; Viridiplantae; Streptophyta; Magnoliopsida; Malpighiales; Euphorbiaceae
Exons: 8
Coding region: 115-1404 (429 amino acids)
Biological process (GO): vesicle budding from membrane; late endosome to vacuole transport via multivesicular body sorting pathway
Cellular component (GO): ESCRT III complex; multivesicular body; cytoplasmic side of plasma membrane
Source: RefSeq, a predicted model, not a curated record
CAUUUUGCAAAAUAUUUUGGAUUUCUCCAUAAUCUGCAAAAUUUUAUUCCAUUUCUUCCUAAACCUAAUUGCAGUGGCGGGAAUUUCAAUUCAAAUUGAACAAAAAUCACUUAUAUGGAUUCUAGCCUCAUCAGAAAAUUCAUAAGUGAAGAAGUACCUGAUUGGGACGAUGAAGUGAUCGCCACAACCAGAUUCAAAGCAUUUAGUGGCCAAAGAUCCGAUUGGGAACCAAAAUUUCAAUUUUGGAGCAAUUUAAUCCUCAAAAUUUCUCGUCAUUUCGGCAUAUUCACUAUUCAACCUUCUCAGGUAAAGAAUGACUGGUUUAAUCGAGGUGGACUGACCCCUUUAUGCCUUGAUCAUGUACUGUUUUUAAUGUAUAGUGAAGGUGAAAUAAUUCGAAAUGUGGAUCUUGUCGAUGCUACGAGCGGGCGUCUCUCGCAGCUAAUUCGUAAAGUAAGAAAUUUGGUGAUCAGAUCAAUCACGAGCGCGGAACUAAUGCUAGAAGAUCGUGUUAUUCUUACCGCUUUAUUGCAGGAAAAAUCCGAUGAAGUGAUAAAACGUUUCUCGGAAAGUCAUUGGGCGACUUCAUGUGUUGUUACUAUGACAAAGUUUCGAGAUAUGUGUGGAGGAUCAAGUGAAGCAUCUACAUUGUUGAGUUACUUGUCUGGAAUUGGAAAAGCUAAAUAUCUUUCUCUUAGUAGAAAGGAAUUUAUAGAGGGUGUUAAAGUAUCACUCACUUCUGCACCAGUGCCUACGGUCUCAGGCUUAGAUUUUGAUGUUCUGCACUUGAUAUCGACCACAGAAAAGCUUCAGAAACAAAUUGAUGUGAUCGACCAGCGUUAUGAAUUAUCAAGAAAAUUAGCUUUAUCUUCCCUGAAGUCUGGAAACAAGAAAAUAGCCCUAAGACAUGCUAGGGAGAUUAAGUUGGCCUCAGAAAGUAGAGAAAAAUGCUCUUCAUUAUUGAACAGAGUGGAAGACGUUCUUAAUACUAUAGCCAAUGCUGAAUCUACGAAGAAGGUAACUGAGGCGAUCCAAAUAGGAGCUCAAGCAAUGAAGCAAAAUAGGAUAAAUGUGGAGGAUGUUGAUUUAUGUUUGGAAGAACUUAAAGAAAGUAUUGAUUCACAGAUGGAAGUAGAAAAAGCUCUAGAAUCAGUUCCAUCAUACAGUGGCAUUGAGGAUGAAGAUAUCGAAGACGAAUUCAAGAAAUUAGAGAUGGAAGUAGAAAGUGGAAACCUUGAAGCUUUUGUUUCAAGAACUGCAGUUAAUUCAGGAUCCGACUCAUUGAUUGAUGCUUUUUCAAAUCUCAAGCUUCAUACUGCUUCAGUCGGAGAGUCCACAAAUCGAGUUUCUGUUGAGGCAAAGAGGGUUGAUGACCCGAAGAAUGACAUGCUAGAAGCAGCAUAAGUGAAAAAUUUGCAAUAAACCCUGGUGCUAAGACUAGAAUGUUGUAUUGAUGUAAAGUUUCUAAUCUUUUGAUGAUGCUAUUGGGUUCUUAAUUUCUUAUGUACAUAUGUAUGUAUAUACAAUGAUAAUUAUCUGCUGGUACAUUGAAAAUUUUAGCAUACAUAUUCGUUAGCUA